This is a messenger RNA of Myotis brandtii (Brandt's bat), 1392 nucleotides long. Its product is annotated as cytochrome P450 2D17. Gene Ontology annotation, biological process: arachidonate metabolic process; xenobiotic metabolic process. Lineage: Eukaryota; Metazoa; Chordata; Mammalia; Chiroptera; Vespertilionidae. Gene Ontology annotation, molecular function: iron ion binding; heme binding; oxidoreductase activity, acting on paired donors, with incorporation or reduction of molecular oxygen, reduced flavin or flavoprotein as one donor, and incorporation of one atom of oxygen. Bases 123 to 1316 code for a protein of 397 amino acids. The transcript has 8 exons. The record is from RefSeq and is a predicted model, not a curated record. Gene Ontology annotation, cellular component: cytoplasm; intracellular membrane-bounded organelle.
GUUCAAGCUCACCACAGCCAGGACCCAGCGGAACCCAGGAAGCUGGGCCAGCAGCCAGCCAGGUGCCUGUGUGGUGAGGGUGCCAGUGUGCCCAGAGGAGCCCUGAGGACACUGAGACAGCCAUGGGGCUGCUGACCGGGGAGGCGCUGUGGCCCCUGGCUGUGGCCACGGCCGUCUUCCUGCUCCUGGUGGACCUCCCCGCUCCCAGGGGUGAUCCUCGCGCGCUACGGGCACGCGUGGCGCGAGCAGCGGCGUUUCUCCGUGUCCACCCUGCGCGACUUCGGCCUGGGCAAGAAGUCCCUGGAGCAGUGGGUGACCGAGGAGGCCGCCUGUCUCUGCGCCGCCUUCGAGGACCAGGCCGAGCGGUGAGCAACGUGAUCUCCUCCCUCAUCUAUGGGCGCCGCUUCGAGUACGAGGACCCGCGCCUCCGCAAGCUGAUGGAUCUGAUGGAGGGCGCGUUGAAGGAGGAGUCGGGACUCCUGCGCCAGGUGCUGGAAUCGGUCCCUGUGCUGCUGCGCAUCCCGGGGCUGGCUGCCAAGGUCUUCAAGGGGCAGAGGGCCUUCAUGGCUCUUCUGGACGAGCUGGUCAACGAGCACAAGAUGACCCGGGACCCAGCCCAGCCACCCCGAGACCUGACUGACGCCUUCCUGGACGAGGUGGAGAAGGCCAAGGAGGACCCCAGGAGCAGCUUCAACAAUGAGAACCUGCGCAUGGUGGUGGCUGACCUGUUCUCUGCUGGGAUGGUGACCACGUCGACCACACUGGCCUGGGCCCUCCUGCUCAUGAUCCUGCACCCGGAUGUGCAGCACCGGGUCCAAAAGGAGAUCGAUGAGACAAUAGGGCAAGCGCGGCGACCAGAGAUGGCGGACCAGGCCCGAAUGCCCUUCACCAUGGCUGUGGUCCACGAGGUGCAGCGCUUUGGGGACAUCAUCCCACUGGGCGUGCCCCACAUGACCUCCCGCGACAUUGAACUGCGGGGUUUCCUCAUCCCCAAGGGGACCACGCUCAUCACCAACCUGUCGUCAGUGCUGAAGGACGAGACCGCCUGGAAGGAGCCCUUGCGCUUCCACCCCGAGCACUUCCUGGACGCCCAGGGCCGCUUCGUCAAACAGGCGGCUUUCAUGCCCUUCUCGGCAGGCCGCCGCUCAUGCCUCGGGGAGCCCCUGGCCCGCAUGGAGCUCUUCCUCUUCUUCACCUGCCUCCUGCAGCGCUUCAGCUUCUCGGUGCCCGCUGGGCAGCCCCGCCCCAGCGACCACGGGACCUAUGGCCUCCUGGUGGCCCCACCCCCCUACCAGCUCUGUGCUGUGCCCCGCUAGAGGGGGAACCACACCUAGCUGCUCCUCAGCUGGGAGCCCUGAUGUACAAUAAACCAGCCUGGUGGCUGCAGCCUUA